CUGGAGGAAGGAAGUGGGGAGGAGGAGACUGCUCGGGAACCCUCCUUCCUCGCUCUCGGCUGUUCUCCUGCUUGCCUAGCUCUCGGCUCGCCCUCCGGGUCGGAGCUCUGCAGGGAGGCCCCAGCCCCCGGGCCUUGCACCCCCCCCCCAGCACCUGGCAGCCCCGGUGGACACUGCGAGGUGACUCGAAACCACUAGCGCCAUGGCGACUCCCUCUGCUGCCUUCGAGGCCCUUAUGAAUGGAGUGACAAGCUGGGAUCUCCCUGAAGAUGCUAUCCCAUGUGAACUGCUCCUGAUUGGCGAGGCCUCGUUUCCUGUGAUGGUGAAUGACAUGGGCCAGGUCCUCAUUGCUGCCUCCACCUACGGUCGAGGCCGCCUGGUGGUCUUAUCCCAUGAAGACUACUUGGUGGAAACCCAGCUCUCACCCUUUCUCGUCAAUGCUGUGGGGUGGCUUUGUUCUUCCCCUGGGGCUCCCAUCGGUGUCCACCCAUCCCUGGCACCUUUGGUCAAAGUGUUCGAGGGUGUUGGAAUAGAGGCAAAAAUUGAGCCAGAAGUGAACGACGCCCUAGGGGUUUACUGUAUCGAUGCCUACAAUGAAACCAUGACUGAAAAGCUGGUCCAGUUUAUCAAGCGUGGAGGAGGCUUGCUCAUAGGAGGCCAGGCCUGGGAUUGGGCCAACCAGGGUGAUGAUGAAAGGGUUCUGUUCACAUUCCCUGGGAACCUGGUGACCAGUGUGGCCGGUGUGUACUUCACUGACAAUAAAGGGGACACCAGUUUCUUUAAAGUCUCUAAGAAGAUGCCCAAGAUCCCAGUCUUGGUUAGUUGUGAAGAUGACCUGUCUGAGGAUAGAGAUGAGCUUCUGCAUGGGAUUUCGGAGCUGGACAUCAGCAACUCAGAUUGUUUUCCAUCCCAGCUGCUGGUGCAUGGGGCCUUAGCUUUUCCUCUGGGCUUAGAUUCCUACCAUGGCUGUGUUAUAGCUGCUGCUCGCUAUGGCCGAGGCCGAGUGGUUGUGACUGGCCAUAAAGUAUUAUUCACCGUGGGGAAACUCGGCCCCUUUCUGCUCAAUGCUGUCCGCUGGCUGGACGGAGGCCGAAGAGGCAAGAUCGUGGUGCAGACGGAGCUGCGAACGCUAAGCGGCCUGCUUGCCGUGGGGGGCAUAGACACCAGCAUUGAGCCCCAUCUGACCAGCGACGCGAGUGUUUAUUGCUUUGAACCCGUGAAUGACGUGGGGGUCAAAGAACUGCAGGAGUUUGUAGCAGAGGGCGGUGGGUUAUUCGUUGGAGCUCAGGCUUGGUGGUGGGCCUUCAAGAACCCUGGAGUGUCUCCUCUGGCUCGAUUCCCUGGAAACCUCCUCCUCAACCCCUUUGGCAUCAGCAUCACAAGCCAAAGCCUCAAUCCAGGGCCCUUCCGUACCCCGAAAGCGGGGAUAAGGACCUAUCACUUCCGCUCCACUCUGGCCGAGUUUCAGGUUAUCAUGGGCCGAAAGAGAGGAAACGUAGAGAAAGGCUGGCUGGCAAAGCUGGGACCCGAUGGCGCAGCUUUCCUGCAGAUCCCUGCUGAAGAGAUCCCGGCCUACAUGUCUGUGCAUCGGCUUUUACGGAAGCUGCUGAGCCGUUAUCGUCUCCCAGUAGCCACCCGAGAGAACCCUGUAAUUAAUGACUGCUGCAGAGGGGCUAUGCUUUCUCUGGCCACGGGCCUGGCACACUCCGGAAGUGAUCUCUCUCUGUUGGUCCCAGAAAUCGAAGACAUAUACAGCACCCCCUACCUGCGCCCCUUGGAGUCUCCUAUCACCGUGGAAGUCAACUGCACCAAUCCAGGCACCCGAUACUGCUGGAUGAGUACUGGCCUCUACAUACCCGCAAGGCAAAUCAUAGAAGUCUCACUGCCUGAAACUGCUGCCUCUGCCGAUCUGAAGAUACAAAUUGGCUGCCACACAGAUGACCUGACCAGGGCCAGCAAGCUGUUCCGAGGACCCCUUGUGAUUAACAGGUGCUGCUUGGACAAGCCCACGAAACCUAUUACCUGCCUCUGGGGUGGACUCCUCUAUAUCAUUGUGCCUCAGAACAGCAAGCUGGGUUCUGUCCCCAUCACCGUUAAAGGGGCUGUGCAUGCCCCCUACUACAAGUUGGGAGAGACAUCCCAGGAGGAGUGGAAGAGACAAAUCCAGGAGAACCCAGGUCCCUGGGGAGAGCUGGCCACCGACAACAUCAUCCUGACAGUGCCAACCGCAAAUCUGCGUGCGCUGGAGAACCCUGAGCCGCUACUCCGGCUCUGGGACGAAGUGAUGCAGGCUGUGGCACGAUUGGGUGGCGAGCCAUUCCCUUUGCGUUUGCCCCAGAGGAUCGUGGCUGAUGUGCAGAUCUCAGUGGGCUGGAUGCAUGCUGGGUACCCCAUCAUGUGCCACCUGGAGUCUGUACAAGAGCUUAUCAAUGAGAAGCUCAUCAGAACCAAGGGGCUGUGGGGACCUGUGCACGAGUUGGGCCGUAACCAGCAGCGGCAGGAGUGGGAAUUCCCCCCACACACCACGGAGGCCACCUGCAACCUGUGGUGUGUGUAUGUGCAUGAGACAGUCUUGGGCAUCCCUCGCGGCCGUGCUAAUAUUGCGCUGUGGCCCCCAGUUCGGGAGAAGAGAGUCCGAAUCUACCUGAGCAAGGGGCCUAAUGUGAAAAACUGGACUGCCUGGACUGCGCUGGAAACGUACUUGCAGCUCCAGGAGGCCUUCGGAUGGGAGCCAUUCAUCCGUCUCUUCUCUGAGUACAGGAACCAGACCAACUUGCCCACAGACAAUGUCGACAAGAUGAAUCUGUGGGUCAAGAUGUUCUCCCACCAAGUGCAGAAGAAUUUGGCUCCAUUCUUUGAGGCCUGGGCCUGGCCCAUCCAGAAGGAAGUGGCUACCAGCCUGGCCUACCUGCCUGAGUGGAAGGAAAAUAUUAUGAAAUUGUACCUCCUCACACAGAUGCCCCACUGAAGCUGACAUCAAGAAACACAGAACAGAAGUGACAAAUCCCAGCCAAGAAAACUGAAGGUAUUUGGUAACCAUUGGAAAAGAUCUCAACACACUCUGGGAGAGAGAAAGUGGAAGAAGCAUGAAAAUGAAUUAAAAGAGCAAAGGUACCUUUCAGACAGAAUAUAAGCUGAUCUGAACAACAUAACCCCAAAGAAACUAAAGCAACAGAAAAAUCUAUUACUAAAGAAUUGUACCAGUGGUAAAAUUCAUCCCCAUUCUGUUCUACCCCCACUCUUGUACAUAGAACAUAAGUAGCCUACUAUUGGUACCAGUUAAAACUUCAUUGUUGCUGUUCUUGUUGUUGUUUGUAUAAAGGAAUUAAAUAAAUUGUCUGAGGAGAGGGAAGAGUUGAUAUUCCAAAUAAAAUACUUUUGUGAAAAUAUGUGGCCCCUUCAGCCUACCAGCUAAUUCUCUAGAAUUAAGAUCCCUAGUCAAAUACUCGGUGUUUCUGCUCAUAUGAGGGUCACUGGAGAUAAAGACUUAUCCAUGCAAUUGGAGGGGAAAAAACCCAAUCUGUAAAAGUCAAUAGUUAAAAUUGAUUUUUAAGUGUAAAUUUUCAGCUGGAAAUCCCCAGACAUGGAGGGGAGAUGGAAACAGCAAGAGAAAAGGAUAAGAAAAGUAAGCAAGAAGAAUUAAGGAAGUUUUAAAAAGUUUACAAACUGGAGAAAACAAAGUCAGCAUGGUAGAGAGAUAAUUUAAAAUUGCAGUAACAUAUUCAGAGAGAUUUGAGUUGUUUUUGUAAAAUGGUAACGGGAUAUUACAAGAAAAGGGAAAUUUUUAACAAUAGCAAGAGAUCUUUGAAAACAAAAUAAGACUUCCAAAAGAUUUUUGUAGACAAUCUGGAAAAUAAAGUAAAAAGACUCUCCUUGGACAUAGAGCAAAAAUAAACAGAAAAUAGGAAGGAAAGAGACACAGACAACUAAAAUGUAACCAUUAGGAGUUUCUAGAAGAAAGAACACAGAAAACAGUAAAGAAUAAAGAGAAUCAAAGAGCAGAAAGAAUUACAUCUUGAGACUGAAAAUGCCCAAAACAACCCAUAUUUAGGUACAAUCUUAUGAAAUUUAGAAAUACUAAGUGUAGAUGAUGAUAUUAAAAGUGCACAGGAAGAGAAAAAAUUAAAUCAUCAUAAUUAGCUGAAGUAAAAAAAUGAGAAAUAGGUUGAUGGGAGAUCAGUCAGUGACACAGAAUUUUAGAAGCCAAGGGAGUGAUGUGUUCAUGUAGCUUCUAGAAAACUUUUGUCCCCAGGAUUCUAUAGAAGGCAAACUGGGAAAGAGGAAUAUCAAAAUAAAGACAUUUUCCAGCAUGCAAGUUUUCAGAAAAGAUACCUUCUUUGUACCUUUAUUGAGAAAGUAGCUUGAGGAAUUUCUCCAGAAACAUAAUCAAAACCAGGAAAUAGGAAAAAGUGGGAUCCAGAAAAGAGUAGACCUCACCCCAGAAGUCUUAUUGUUGCGUAAUAGUUAUCGAGUCACAAACUCACUCUAGAGUGAUAAUUAUACAGAGGGACAUAUCACUCUACAGUGACAUUUGUCCAGCUGAUCCAUUUUGGGUGAGAACACAUAAUCAAGGGCUCUGUGGGAAGAAUGCAUUCUACGCAUGGAUAAUACCAUUGAGGAGCUAAGAAGUUGGAAAAUCUGGAAUGCACACGUUCUUUAGCCUACCAAAAACAAAGAUUAAAAAUACAACAGGAAUUCAGGUCCAGUUAUGAAGCAAAACAAAACAGACGUAAUUUUAAUGAUUUAUGUGAUAAAUCAAUUUGACAUGGGUUGUAAGUACAUCCUCUUUCCAGUACUAUAUGCAUGAUGCCAUUGGGUGUGCUAGUUUCUAUUGGAUUUUCAUUUUGUAAAAAGUAUUUUUAUAGCCAAAAUCAUGUACUUGCCAUUUAUUGAUCCUCAGUGUUCUGAUAUCAGCAAACCAUGAAAGGAAUAAUAUUUUAUUUAGAACUGAAAUUGAAAAUAAUGCUGACAAGGUAAAAAGAAAAGAAAAAGAAGUUAAGAAUUAGUUGAGUGAAUAAAAGGAAGAAAAGGUAUGGCUACUUACAUAUUCAAAGUGGGGAUGAAAAGAAAAAGUCCUUAGUUAAAAGGAGAAAAACUAGAUAGUAAAUUCAAAACUAAACCAAUAAAACUAUUUAAAAUGACAUAUCUAUUAAGCAUUUGGAGAAGGAUGGACAAAGGAAAGGUGGAAUAGUAUAAGUUAAAUCCUUAUCUUUUGUAAUGGGGAAUUAUUAAAGAUUGUCUAAAGUUAAUAAGUCAAGAAAUUAUUGUUUGAACAUAUUAUUUAAAGUUAGGAAGUUAGAAGAUACAAAAUUAGAUAUUGUUAAAAAAAAAGCAUCUAGGGACUAGGACUAGAAUUACAAAAGAGUGGGGUGGCAAACUGUGUUUUUCAUUUUAAGUCUUUCUGUACUAUUUAAUUUUUUACCUUGUGCAUGUAUUACUUCGAAAAAUUUUUAAUAAACAGAAAUAAAAAUCC
Cavia porcellus (domestic guinea pig) is the source of this 5473-nucleotide messenger RNA. RefSeq names its product TRPM8 channel-associated factor 1. Gene Ontology annotation, biological process: positive regulation of protein targeting to membrane; positive regulation of anion channel activity. Lineage: Eukaryota; Metazoa; Chordata; Mammalia; Rodentia; Caviidae. The record is from RefSeq and is a predicted model, not a curated record. The coding region runs from base 203 to 2968 and encodes 921 amino acids. The transcript is spliced from 9 exons. Gene Ontology annotation, molecular function: transmembrane transporter binding. Gene Ontology annotation, cellular component: plasma membrane.